This is a messenger RNA of Adineta steineri, 1803 nucleotides long. NCBI's taxonomy places the organism in Eukaryota, Metazoa, Rotifera, Eurotatoria, Adinetida, Adinetidae. The record is from the annotation of a GenBank genome assembly.
AUGUCUUAUCGUCCAUCAUCCGCUCGUCGUCAACAAACGAGUAUUAAUCCAAUUACAGGAGAAAAAAUUGACUAUAAUAAAAAAUCACAUUUUACAAAUGAUCAAACUGCACCAAUUAUUCCAUCGUUAGAUCUUACUGAUGUAUCUGAUAGUGACAGACAACCACCACCUUCUGCUAGGCAAUAUAAUGGAUCUGCAAGACCAUCAACGGCACAGGGUGGUGUUAGUGCUCGUGUAGGUUCAUAUCGACCAGAAAGUCGAGCUUACGGAAAUUUUGAUCAUCAACAAGCUAUUUAUACAAAUCGACAUGGAAAUGCACUACAAAAUACUCAAUAUGAUUUAAAUCCUGGUCGUGUACCUGCAAUGGAUAUUAAAGUUGUUUAUCCACCACAUCCAAUGUCGGCUCGUACUCAACGAGCUUUAUCAACUCGUUUACCUGAUUCAGUUCGUCCGGCAAUGAUAUUAGAUGGAAAAGUUGACUAUACUCCUCGACCAAAUUUACAUUCAUCAGUAAAUUCUGCUAUUGAUGAAUUUCAAUUAGCUUGGUUAGAAAGUGGAAAUCAUCAAGAUUCUUUAAAGAAAGUAGCUGCUGAAGAACAAAAUGAACAAAGAAAACAAGAAUUAAUGAAUGAACAAGUUUUAUCUGAUCAACUAUCACGAUAUGUAUUAAGUGACAUUGAGCAAGAAGAUGAUCGUCAUAAACCAUAUAUUAUGCAACAACAACCAAGAAGAAAUCUUGAUAGACGUAUGCAUGAUACAAGAGUUAAAACAAGUACAUCAUUAACUGAAAAUUUACUUAGUAAACGUAUUCGAUUCUCAUGUCGAAUUGUAACAAGAGAUGGAAAAGAUGCAUUGAGAGAAUUAUUUGGUUUUUACUUUAUGCUUGAUAGAACAUUAGCAGUUUAUGAAUAUCGAAUAUUAGGCAAACGAUCAAAUGCAUUACCAUUAAUUCCUCGUGGUCAAUAUAUUCAUUUGUCAGGUUAUAAUCAAGGACAACCAUAUACUUUACUUGAUUUCUAUCACGGAGCUCGUAUUGAUUUUGAUACACGAUCAAUAAUGUCUCUACCUGAAACAGUUCGUCAUCGAACAAAAUUAACUAUUAGUAUUAUUUCAAUAAAUGAACAGGAAAAACAAACUUUAUUACUUGAUGGCAUACAAGAUCAAAAACGUCGAGAUAUUCUUUAUGCUAUAAAACAUCCAUAUAGUACCGAACAACUUGACUAUCAAAGAUAUCUAGCUGAUGUUCAUCAAUUAACUAAACCGCAAAUAAAACAACGAACAUUAAUUGUUUAUACAAGUUUAGCAGAAUAUUAUCGUAGACGAGCUAAUGUAACUCGUCAUGAAGAUAAAGAUCCAAUUUGUAUAUGUGAAAAAGAAGAUUUAUUAGCUGGAUUACAUGAAUAUAAAAUUCAUUUGAGUGCUGGUCAUUUUUCUUAUAUUUGGUCUCAUAUGUCAAUACAAGGCGAAUCAAAUGAAUUUCUUAAUCUACUUUUUGGUGAACUUAAUGAAAAACGUUUUGCUCAAGUGAUAAAAGCUUAUUCAAAAGUAGAUCCAUCUAAAACAGGUUAUACAAAUAUUGAUACAAUAAAAAAAUUUGUAAAUUUAUAUGGUCAUCCAUAUGCAAUUCAUAAUCGUUUAUCAGAUGAACAAUUAUGGACACGUUUCUGUGAUACAUUUCGUUUUGCUAUUGAUUAUCCACGUAUAUCAUAUUCAGAAUUUCUUAAUGUAUAUGAAGCACUUAGCAUUGCUGUUGAUCAGGAUGAUGAUUUUAUUCAUUUAAUCAAUAAUACAUGGCAUAUGUAG